This is a messenger RNA of Juglans microcarpa x Juglans regia, 2034 nucleotides long. Its product is annotated as probable carbohydrate esterase At4g34215. The transcript has 2 exons. The record is from RefSeq and is a predicted model, not a curated record. The coding region runs from base 456 to 1379 and encodes 307 amino acids. Lineage: Eukaryota; Viridiplantae; Streptophyta; Magnoliopsida; Fagales; Juglandaceae.
UUAAUCACGACCCACUCCAAUUUAAAGGUAACCAAAGAUUUUGGAGUAACAACAAGAUGAAUUGAAAGCCUGUGGAGAGAGACAAAGACGUUGCAGAUGAUACCUAAUCCAUCAAAGCAUGAACAGAAAGCAACAUAUACCUCCUUUGUAAGUUUUUACUUAAACAUCUGUCUUUCGUGAAAGUUCAACAAUAUCAUGACAUCCCAAACAAACAUAACAAUCAAACAAACAUUAGACAACUUCCAUCUCACAGGUUUAUUAAAUGAACACUACAGUACUCCGUAUUUUUACGCCAAAACUGUCAGAAAUAUUCAACAUACAGAAUGAGAAGCAAGCAUAUAUAUGUCUUGCUUUCGACGUGAUUAAGGAGAAAAAAGAGGAUCAUCGAUCCCUCCCUUCACUUCCCAUGCACAAUACUGCGCCUGCAAAGUGAAAGAGAAAACUAGAAAAGGGAUAUGGAACCCUUGUUCUUCUUAGUCCUUCUCGUUCAAGUUUGGUCGGUGAGGCCCCAUGAUCAACUCCUAAACAAAAAUAUAUUCAUCUUAGCCGGACAGAGCAACAUGGCCGGACGUGGAGGCGUUGUUAGCGAAACUAUCACCGGCAGCGCUGCCACCUGGGACGGCAUCGUACCUGAUCCCCAGUGCAAACCCAGCCCCUCCAUUCUCCGACUCAGCGCAAACCUCACAUGGGUUUUAGCACAUGAGCCUCUGCAUGCGGACAUUGAUGUCAAGAAGACAGUUGGGGUUGGACCAGGCAUGGCUUUUGCCAACGGAGUCUUGGCCAAAGACCCCACCUUUGGGGUCAUUGGCCUGGUGCCUUGCGCGGUCGGUGGGACUAAGAUAAGAGAGUGGGGUAAAGGGACUUUCCUUUACAAACAGUUGAUGAGGAGGGCUCGGUCUUCAUUGCAAGAUGGUGGCACUAUUCAAGCGCUUCUUUGGUAUCAAGGCGAGAGCGACACAGUGACAAAAGAAGAUUAUACCGAUUAUAAGAAAAAGCUGGAGAGGUUUUUCUUGGACUUUCGGGAUGAUUUGCAGUCUCCUUUGCUCCCAAUAAUCCAGGUGGCUCUGGCGUCAGGUUCAGGACCUUUUAUAAAGAUUGUUAGAGAAGCUCAGUUGGGAAUUGAUCUCUUGAACCUGCGAACAGUGGACGCCAAGGGUCUGUCACUUGAGCCGGAUGGUCUGCACCUAACCACGCGAGCCCAGGUUCGGCUAGGCAAGAUGUUGGCUGAUUCAUUCCUUCAUUUCUUACCCACUUCCCCCAUCCUCACCCCCACUUACACUAGUACUGGUCCUCCUUUAAGGUGUUCCAACUUUAUUUUUUACAUUUUUUUGUUAGCUCUUCUAUUAAGAUGCAUCAGGAUGAUCCUAGUUACUUUCUGAAUAGGUUGUUCUUUCUUAAAAGGUAAUAUAUCGGAAAAUGUAAACAGGGCACAUGUUUCCGAUUCCGUUUAAGCCAUGUGCAUGAACCUAGUAUUAUUACAGAGAAUGUCCGGGUACUUUGACAGCAGCGUGUGUCCCAAAACAAUGACAUAGGAUAUUGAAAAUAAUGAAAUCCCAGCAGCUGAGGUAUGGUUGCUGGUAACAAUAGACCAAUCAACAACCAAGCAUCCAACUGCUCAGACAACUUGAUCCAGAUGGCGAGUUUUAUACAGAAAAAAUGCAUGAUAAUUUGUCCCCUUUACCUCAACAUGUAUAGGACGACUUCAUGGACCAACCUGGGAUUCUGCUAUCCGCUACUGCUGUUUAUAACUUUAUAGCCAAGAGAUAACUUACUUGUAAGAGCUUGGAUGCAGCAUUCCUGCACAUGAAUGUCUUUAAUGCAGAGGAAGAGGACCGCUUUGUUUCUUGGUCUUUAAGCUAAAAAAUAUGGGACCGGCUCUAUUUAUUAAAGUUAAAAUUUAGGCAUUAAUUUCAGGUGUUAUAUGAUCAUUUGAAGAUUUUGAGCAAUUAUUUCUUUUUCCUGAUUCAUAUGUUUGUUUUCUAAUGUAAUCAUAACGAGAAAUAUUACUCAUCAUCCUCACACCACACACCAAUA